Nezara viridula (southern green stink bug) is the source of this 219-nucleotide messenger RNA. The record is from the annotation of a GenBank genome assembly. NCBI's taxonomy places the organism in Eukaryota, Metazoa, Arthropoda, Insecta, Hemiptera, Pentatomidae.
AUGAAGCUGAUUUUAUUCUUUGGUAUUGUCCUGUUCCUCGGCUUGGCUGCAGCAUCAGUUGAUACGAGCAAUGGCUGUAACUUCAGAUGCUUAGCGCGCUAUGAUCCGGUUUGGGGUAUUGAGACUCGUGCUGGGAAAACUGAGAAGCGAGAAUUUAGCAACUCAUGUAUGAUGAGAUUGGAAAACUCCUGUUAUGGAAGAAAUUUCGUUCAAUUGUGA